Messenger RNA from Pogona vitticeps (central bearded dragon), 4035 nucleotides. RefSeq names its product potassium inwardly rectifying channel subfamily J member 4 (gene KCNJ4). Gene Ontology annotation, molecular function: inward rectifier potassium channel activity. Gene Ontology annotation, biological process: regulation of monoatomic ion transmembrane transport; potassium ion import across plasma membrane. Lineage: Eukaryota; Metazoa; Chordata; Lepidosauria; Squamata; Agamidae. The record is from RefSeq and is a predicted model, not a curated record. Gene Ontology annotation, cellular component: plasma membrane.
GCAAUCAGAGAACAGGGAAAACAAGCAAUUUGAGAGGGAGGGGGAGAGAGAGAGAGAGACGGAGAAAAGAGGAAGAAUGAGAUCCUGGAAACACUGAAUUAAACAGCAGGAGUGUAAAACAGAAGGAGGGGAAAAAAGAGGUAUUCUAGCUAGAAAAGUAGUAUUUCAAGACCCCUUGAUUGACCUGUAAAUCUAAGGAUGAGAAGUCUUUACAACACAAUGUAUUAAAAUCAGAAAAGUACAGAAUGAGAGAAGGAGCAAAGAAGGCGGCGAAUGAAAGUUGAAUCAAGACCCAAAGCAGGAGGAACUGUGAGAAACCUGAGCAGAAAACUGAACUCCUUGGAAAAAAGGGAAAAGAGAUGGACCAGGAGAGGGAACAAAUUCAGAGGUACAACCUCACAAAUUCAGGAAAUUUAACUUGGAUAAGGCACAGGAAAUUUUCUCUCUUUUCUUUCCCUUGAAAACUGGAUUUGCAGGACUCAGGUGUGAAUAAGCUGACCGGAUACCAGGUAUUUAUGUCACAACUAUGGGAAUUGUGGCUACUCUCCAGCAUCUCUGAGGUGCACCACUGCCUUAUUGUUUUGUGUGUGCUUCUGUAUGUGGGAGGCACCGGUCCUCAUAUACAACACUGGAAGCCCUUCACCUCAGUAACAAGAGGAACCUCAUGAUAAAGCGAAUCAUGGGCAGCAUUCGGAUAAACAGGUACAGUAUUGUUUCCACAGAAGAGGAUGGGCACAAAGUCUCUUCCCUUGGCAGCUUUAAUGGUCACAGUCGCAACGGGAAAGGCCAUGCUCCACGAAGGAAACGGCGGAACCGCUUUGUUAAGAAAAAUGGUCAGUGCAAUGUUUAUUUUGCCAACCUAAGCAACAAGUCUCAGCGGUACAUGGCCGACAUCUUUACUACAUGUGUUGACUCUCGUUGGCGCUACAUGUUCAUGAUCUUUUCAGCAGCUUUCUUGGCCUCCUGGCUGUUUUUUGGGCUCAUCUUCUGGAUCAUUGCUUUCUUUCAUGGUGACUUAGAUGCCUCCAGUGCAGCUAGUGGUCCCACUGCUACAAAAUCCUGCAUCAAACAUGUGAAUGGCUUCUUGGGAGCUUUCCUCUUCUCGGUAGAAACACAGACAACCAUUGGGUACGGUUUCCGAUAUGUGACUGAGGAAUGCCCACUAGCUAUCAUGGUGGUAGUGGUACAAUCCAUUGUGGGCUGUGUCAUUGACUCUUUUAUGAUUGGCACCAUCAUGGCUAAGAUGGCCCGUCCUAAAAAAAGGGCUCAGACCCUUCUUUUCAGCCAUCAUGCUGUCAUCUCUCUACGGGAUGGCAAACUCUGCCUCAUGUGGCGAGUUGGAAAUUUAAGGAGGAGCCAUAUUGUGGAAGCACAUGUCCGGGCCCAACUGAUCAAGCCCUACAUGACAGCAGAAGGUGAGUAUCUUCCAUUGGACCAGCGGGAUCUGAAUGUAGGAUACGACAUAGGCCUUGACCGCAUCUUCUUGGUUUCUCCCAUUAUUAUUGUCCAUGAGAUCGAUGAGGAGAGUCCACUGUAUGGGAUUGGCAAGGAAGAGCUGGAAAGAGAAGAUUUUGAAAUUGUGGUCAUCCUGGAGGGCAUGGUGGAAGCUACAGCUAUGACAACGCAGGCUCGCAGCUCCUACUUGGCAAGUGAAAUCCUCUGGGGCCACCGUUUUGAGCCUGUUGUCUUUGAGGAGAAGAAACACUACAAAGUGGACUAUUCACGCUUCCACAAGACCUACGAGGUGGUUGGAACUCCUUACUGCUCUGCUCGGGAACUGCAGGAGAGCAAGAUCACUGUCCUUCCUUCGUUGCCACCUCCCCCUAGUGCCUUCUGCUAUGAGAAUGAGCUAGCCCUUGUCAGCCAGGAUGAAGAUGAAGAGGAUGACUUGGAUGUGGGAGUUGAUUUGGGAGGAGUCACUAAGGAAGAUGCUGGAGUCAUAUCCAUGAUGGACUUUGGAAGUCAUAUUGAUCUUGAUCGGCUGCAGGUCUCCAUUCCCCUGGACCCACUCUCAUACCGUAGGGAAUCCGCCAUCUAAUCACCAUCCUUGCUGUCCAUCCCAAUUUUUUUUCCUGCUACGUCUUAUCCAUUUAGCACCAGUGUUUGGAUGGGAAAACCGCAUGGUACUUCUAGGAACUCUAAACCUGAGCAUAUACAGACAUGGCAUUUCCUCUGGUGUCCAACAGUUCAGAUGCUCUUCCACGGUGUUAGAAACUUGUUUUUGAACGUCAUGGGUUCAGUACAGAAUUGAAGCCAAUUCUCUUCAUUUCCACACUCCUGCUUUUCUGUUGCUCGUGAGAAGACAGCAAUAGCUAUUGCAGCCUAAGAUCAUAUAGGCCUGCAAGAGCAACAAGGGCAGAGGCUACUAAGGAGACUGACAUUAUUGCUGUCAGGGGUGGGGGAUGGGGAGCUGCAAAUGUGCUUCUACCUAGUUUGAGUGGCUGUUCUCUGUGCAUCAGAAGGUAACUGACACCAAAGGUGCUCAUGGCAAACAUUCACUUUAUGCAUAUUGGCAUAAAUGGAGAAAUCUGAUGGUUCAGUCCUAGGAGCUGGGGACAAUAUAGCAGUGCAUGCAUACCAACUGGUGCAUACUUAAAAUGCUGAAUCAGGACAGAAUACAAGCAGUUCAUUUCCAUUUCAUUUGGUUUGGGGGGUUCUGAUACCAUGCCUCCAUAAAUAAAUUCAUACUCUGUCCUCAUUAAGCAAAAGUGUUCCUCCCUACAUUGUGCUGGCUGGUGCCACUUGGUGCCCAUAGAAUGUGGCUCAUACUCGGUCAUAAUGGUUUUCUGUUCAUACAUACUUUAAAAAUUCCACUUCUCCUUUAAGAAAUCUCUAGUUCUUGAUAAAAUGCUUCCAAAAUAUAUGAAAAAAGUUCAAAGGAAUCAUUAAAACAAUCUUUUGGGCUAACUCCAUCCUUUUCUUUUCCUUCCUUUUACUUGAUCAGUGGUUUAUCCAAUUUUUGCUAACCUGAAAGCUUGCCAUAAGCACUUUUGGUGGCACUUCCCUUCUUAUGUAUAGAGAACAGCUAGUCAAACUAGGGUGAGAAUUUUCUUAUGCUCCUGUGAUCUAGCGCCAGAGCUUCUGCCAAUGACACCACUUUUUCCUUCAUUUUACCAGCAGUUUACUAGAUUAAUUCUGAAUUUAAGUUUUAAAAUUUGAGCCCCUUACAGCAGUCACCUCCUGAUAAUCCAUGCUGGAAACCAACACUUGAAGAAAACUUUAUAAGAUGACAUUUUUGGCUGGAUCAUGGUGUCCCUCCCCCCAUUGCUUAGUGCAGUGGUCCCCAACCUUGGGUAACCCAGUGUUCUUGGACUGCAACUCCCAGAAACCCCAGUGAGCACCUAGUCUAGUAGUGGAGGUUUUGAGAGUUGCAGUACAAGAACCUCUGAAUUUCCUAAGGUGGGAACUACCGCUGUAGUGCAACAGUGCUAAAACUGAAACUUUCUGAUGCAAUCAAAGCUACGACCAGUGCAGUGGGACAUCAUCACUACUAAUCCAUGUUGGUGUCACUCUGCAGAAACAGCCCCUCAUUCAAAACAGUGACCUCUUGAAUAUUGUUUUGUCAGAAUGCUUUUAUUUGAAAGCCUGUGAUUGGAUUGUUUAAUUUAAAAUAAGCACUAACUUCACAGCCUCUGACCCAAGAGUUUUGGGUCAAAUAUACACUACCUAUUUUAGGAGGUGUAAAAAAGCAUGGAAAUCAAUGAGUUUGUGUCUGUUUGCUACCAUUGAUACCUUUUUGAUUCUUGCAUUGUGUGGACAGCAGGAAGAAUGGUGGUGUCGUGGAAACAAAUGAAAUGAAACAAUCGUUCCGUAUGGUCAAGCCCUUAGUUUUCUCUGAUCCUUUUGGAAGUUUCAGCCUCUUCCCUUUGGGAUCCAAACAAGGCAAGUAAAAAAACAUACCGUACAUUUGCAAGAAAAAAGGUUCCCUAACUGAGCCAGUAACUGGAAGAUCUGCAACUCCUCUCUGCUAAGCAAUGGAAUCUAUUAUGUGCUUCCCUGGCAUUUUCUCUCCAACCCAUUUUCUCUUCUCACUUG